This is a messenger RNA of Ipomoea triloba (trilobed morning glory), 801 nucleotides long. Its product is annotated as nuclear pore complex protein NUP205-like. Gene Ontology annotation, cellular component: nuclear pore. Bases 271 to 582 code for a protein of 103 amino acids. Lineage: Eukaryota; Viridiplantae; Streptophyta; Magnoliopsida; Solanales; Convolvulaceae. The transcript is spliced from 7 exons. The record is from RefSeq and is a predicted model, not a curated record.
CUUCUCUCCGCCGCAACCAAUAAGCACCAACGCCUCCAUUCUCCUUCUUUCGCGCCGUCGGACAGCAGCACAACCGCACACCCGCGCCGCCGGACAGCCGCACCUCCUCCACUGUAACAAAUAUUUAGGGUUUAUGCCCCGCGACCGAUCUUUGCACCUGCGCCUCUGCCUCGCAACGACGCCACCGCCCACCAGCCACCAGCUUCCCAGUCUCCGUAUUCACCCUCAACCCGCCUUAGUCGCCGGCCGAGAGCCCCCUCCGUCUUCACCAUGUUACUUCUUAUUGAUAAUAUCAACAGGCCUGCCCCUAAUAUCACACACUUGCUGCUCAAGUUUGAUCUUGAUAGCCCUAUUGAGAGGACCAUGCUUCAGCCAAAAUUUCAUUACAGUUGCUUGAAGGUCGUUCUUGAUCAACUGGAAAAGCUUUUCAAACCAGAUGCCAAUGCUUUGCUUCAUGAAUUUGGUUUUCAGCUUCUCUAUGAGUUGUGCAUAGAUCCGUUAACUUGUGGUCCUAUUAUGGAUUUGUUAAGCACUAAAAGAUAUCAGUUCUUCAUAAAGAGAGCAUGCCUAAGCCGCUGCUAGCCACCGCCGCCUCCGCCGCUGCCGGUCAUGGUCGCCACCAGCCCUUCCACCUACAUUUUAUUGCAAAGAAGAUGCCACAAGUGAUAUUUCUCAAGGUGGAUGUGGAGGAGCUGAAGAUUCCAGGAGGCUGAGGAUGACUGUACAGAGGCUUUGAAUUUAGAUGAUCGCUACAUUAAGGCAUACUCUUGUUGUUCAACUGCUAGAAAAGAACUUGGAAAA